Pollicipes pollicipes is the source of this 1466-nucleotide messenger RNA. Its product is annotated as baculoviral IAP repeat-containing protein 7-B. Gene Ontology annotation, biological process: negative regulation of apoptotic process; regulation of cell cycle; positive regulation of protein ubiquitination. Gene Ontology annotation, molecular function: cysteine-type endopeptidase inhibitor activity involved in apoptotic process; ubiquitin protein ligase activity. The transcript has a single exon. The annotation marks the transcript as partial. The record is from RefSeq and is a predicted model, not a curated record. Gene Ontology annotation, cellular component: nucleus; cytoplasm. Lineage: Eukaryota; Metazoa; Arthropoda; Thecostraca; Pollicipedomorpha; Pollicipedidae.
CCCGCAGUGUCGACGCCGUCGGCCACGACGCCCAGCUCGCUGGAGGAGGAGUUCAUCCGACUGAAAGAGCAGAAGCAGUGCAAGGUGUGCAUGGACGAGGACGUGGGCGUGGUGUUCCUGCCGUGCGGCCACCUCAUCACGUGCGUCAACUGCGCGCCGGCGCUGCGCGACUGCCCGCUCUGUCGGCAGCCGAUCCGCGGCACCGUGCGCACCUACCUGUCGUGAGCGGGCGGGACGCGGGAGGCCAGUAGCGCGCUGCGCGGCGCUGGGUGUGGAGGACGACGCCGGCACUUGUACUGGUUCUUCAAUGAAGCGCUGGCGCUGCCGGAUGUCCCCCGCGGGGUGUGCUGUGUCGGCGCCGCCUCGUGCGGGGCUGGCGUGCGCCGACCCGCGCUGUGAGAUGCGGUGUCCCAGCUCCGUGUGUGUGGCGGGGAAGUGCGGGGCUCUUCUUGCAGUCGACAUGAGCCGGCGUCUGGUGUGAGGAACUGUAUGGGUCCCCCGUGUGAUGGACAUAUGUGGACUCCCCGUGGGCAUGACUUGUGGAUUCAUUUUAUGCGGGACAUAUGCAGAUUCUUCGCGUGCGGGACGUUUGUGAGUCCACUUGUGAGACAUGUGUGGACUCCCCGCGUGAGGGACAUGUGUCGAGUCCCCGUGUGGGGGGCAUAUGUGGAGUCCCUGUGCGGGGAUAUGUUGGACCUCUUCUCUGGAGAGCCGGGUUUUGGAGCCUAGGGCAGGUAACGGCUGCUCUUGAAGCGGCGUGGUAUCCCGUCUCUCAGUAUGAGCGGUAGCAGGCACCGACUCCUGCUGAAGGCCACCUGUGUAGGCUCGUCGUGCCUAGCUUGGUCAGCGGUCAGAGUGCGGGACUUCAGCGGGGAGGGGGUCUCACCCGUAACGUAGACAUAACUUAGCUGUGUGGCGUGCUCUUGGUAGUUUGGCCGGCCCACCUGGCGUUUACAGACGUGCCGUGAACACUGGGAUCUAUGACUCGUCUGCUGAUUUGCUAUCAGGCCGGUUUUGUGUGGCCGCACUGGUGUAUGACAGGCAUCGAGUCACGCUGUGGCAGCCAGGCCGGCGACACAGCUUCGAGGCCUGCACGCCGUACGCCCACGCCGCUCGGACCCCGCGCGGACGUUCCAGCACUAUACAGCCCAUGGCGAUUAUGUACCGAUUGCCGCUGGCUGGGUUUCUUCGGCGCCUCCCUGAGGCCAGUGGUCGCGUAAAUCUGAACUGGAGCUGGUCAAAAGGCCACGAAAAGGUGGCGGUGGUCUGCAUAGCACCGUACUGCUUGGUAUUGUCACCGGUUUUCUUGGCAGGACAUCGCAAAUCAUGGUCAGCGUCUAGGCCUGCUUGUGCUUUGGUUUGCGUGUCCGGGUUUGUUCCUGACGGUGUAUAUAUACAUAUUAUUUUUGUAGCCCUCCGGACACCCAUUAGCUGUGAUUUCGUUUAAUACAUGUAUUAGAAGCCGG